Messenger RNA from Aspergillus bombycis, 912 nucleotides. Its product is annotated as trans-aconitate 2-methyltransferase. Gene Ontology annotation, molecular function: trans-aconitate 2-methyltransferase activity. The transcript is spliced from 2 exons. The record is from RefSeq and is a predicted model, not a curated record. Bases 1 to 912 code for a protein of 303 amino acids. NCBI's taxonomy places the organism in Eukaryota, Fungi, Ascomycota, Eurotiomycetes, Eurotiales, Aspergillaceae.
AUGUCUAAAAAUGAUUGGAGCGCCACUCAGUAUCUGAAGUUCGAAGAUGAGCGAACUAUGCCGGCUCGCGACCUCCUUGCUCGGGUUCCUCUCCAAGCCCCAAGAAGAGUAGUUGAUCUGGGCUGUGGACCGGGCAAUUCAACCGCCGUUUUGGCGACUCGUUACCCUGAUGCUCAUAUCGUGGGAAUAGAUUCAUCACCUGACAUGAUCCAGAAAGCAAAGGCGUCUCUCCCAGCCUAUGAGUUCAGGGUCGAAGAUCUGCGGUCCUAUUCUCCGCCUCCGUCAGUCGAUCUUUUUUUUUCCAAUGCUGUUUUCCAAUGGCUGAAGAAGGAAGAGCGGAUUGCAGUCAUUAAGGGCCUAAUGGAGACUCAGCCCUCUGGAGGAGUGUUUGCCUUUCAAGUGCCAGACAAUCUGAUGGAGCCCUCCCAUGUCCUGAUGAGGGAGGUUGCCACUAAUGGUCCCUGGGCGGCCACUCUCAGCACUGUUGGCAGAGAUACCUUUCAGUCACCACAGGAGAUAUAUGAUCAACUUAAGGAUUUGUCUUCUGAGGUGAACAUAUUUAGAACUGAGUACUACCACUCACUUGAGGAUCAUAAAGCCAUCGUGGAGUGGGUAAAGGGCACCGGGUUAAGACCUUAUGUUGAUCCAUUGUCGCCGCGAGACAAGGAAGCGUUUUUGAGCGAGUAUCUGAAACGGUUGGAGAGUGCGUAUCCCAAGUUAAUCGAUGGUCGGGUUCUGCUACCCUAUCCACGCUUGUUUGUCGUGGCGGAUAAAGAUGGGAGUGUUGCUCAGCAAUCUCUAUUUUAUGAAAGCUAUGUACCAAACAUCAGUACGCAUGCUAAAUACAAGUAUAUUGUCAGAGGUGCUUCCUAUUUAGAGGGUCAACAUUACCUAGGCUACUCACCCGCCUAA